CUCCCAUCCUCGUCUAUAGUGAUGAAUAAGGAAGUGUGCUCUCAUUCAAACACUUUACAGACUGAUGGGUGCAGCAAACCGCUUUACGUACGGGUUUUCAAGGCAGAGCUGUUCUAAGAUGAUACUUGAGUCCAAAGCAAAAGAUGCUGGAUUAGUUCCCCCUUGAGAGGAAGCUCAAGGCCCCCACAAACAAGUUCCUUCCUUUUGCAGAAAGAUUGAGGAGACUAAAUAAACCCCUGUAGCCACACCCCUGUGCACAUACACACGUGUGUGCGGCACCAUUACUAUCAACAGAUUAACACCAGUCUAUGGAGAACAUCUAAGGAUGAAGAUGUUAUUUAUAUUGCUGGCAUUUCCCUCCUUUAUCAAAGGUUGUACUGGCCUUACUCUUUAUGGAGAGGUCGGAGGGACGGUCGUAUUUCAAUGCCACUCAACGAAGAAGGAAAUAAAGUAUUUUUACUUUCAAGGAGGCACAGAUUUUAAAAAGGUUAUAAUUGGAUAUCAUAAGACGAAGAAGCCCGAUGAGCCCAGUCGACCUGACACCUACUUGAACCAUGCGGAUAAAACGGUAACCUUUCGGAAUCUAACCGUCUCAGACAAUGGGACAAAGAAAUGCAUCAUAAGCCAUGGGCUCCCCGGUGGAAUGACUGAAGACACUACAAUAACUCUCAUCGUAACUGCAACACCCAAUGCAGUCACAAUAGAGCACCACAACCCUGAGAGCGCUGGUGACGUCUCCAAUGCCUCGCUCACAUAUCUACUCGACCUUCUCCGUUUAAUCGUACCAGUCCUGGUGUGUGUGGGGGGAUUUGCUUGGUGGAAGAAAUGCAAAGGAAAUCCACUUUCUAACGAGCAACGACCCCAAUCAGCCCCACAAGCCGAUCCAGUAUCAGCAAGCGAAGAAGUCGCAGAACGUGAGAUUUUCGUGCCUCAGCCGCCCGUUGCUGAGGAUUUGGAGAUGGAAACGAUGAAUAAUACAAAUUCAAAUGAAAACAUGUAAGUAGUCACCCAGAGUGGCCUCUAGGCUACAUUGUUGCCGUCUGCGCAUCUACUAGGCCGCCUCUGAAUGUCCAACACCUGGAACCCGUUGAUGGGACUACAGACCACUCCAUGUUGCUCUCAACAAGAGCAAUGAGGUCGCUGCACUCACCGGAUCAUUUGUCAAUAUUCCAACAAAGAUCAGACACAUGGAUGUCUGCUGCAACACACGCGUGGCUGAAAGUGGACAAUGACUUCCUGUUUUCCACACAGGUUGAUGAAAUUAGCCUUUGAUGCAACGUAGGGGAUGUUUUAGAUUUUUUUAAGAAUUUAUUUAACUUGCUGUUUUUGAUUGUUUUGUUGCACUGGGACAAACUGAUCAAGUGGAGCUAUCUAGCCUACUCAUCUUCUGUGGGGCUAACGCCACUGCAUUGAAAUAACGUAUCUGGAUUUCUUGCCCCUGAAUUUAACUCUUACAAUUUCCAAUAAAUCAUUUUCAGCUUUAUUUUUCAAUGUUAAAAGAACAGUCUUCCCUGGCGCUGUUUCGGUGGCAUCUCUCAUAAAGAGCUACAGUCAGUGUUUAAUGGCCUUGAUUUACCUUUGAGCAUUUCCUAUUAUAGGCUACUGUGUAAAAUGCUGUUUGGAAUUAAUAUUUAUAUCAAGAAAGAAAGAACCAGCGAGUGACGCUCUUAUUCCUGCUCUCCUUGCUUGACCGCAAUCUAGCUUCUAGGAUCGUGGGGAUUAUUGACACUUAUUACAAGAUUAACCUUAAAAUAUGACUUAGGCAAAUAUGCUAUGGAGCUAAAAACAUAAAAAAACUUGGUUCUGUACCUUUUGCUUGAUCUGGUCUGUAUGUUGUUGUUCCCUGCGCCCAUAUUUAGUACUCUGUAAGACUUGCCUGUUUACAAAAAUAGCCAGGAAACCACACCGUAACCACACCGCAUACUACAGGCAGGUUUAUGUAAUGAGCUCCAUCUGGGUCAAUAUGGGCCGUCUAUGGACUGAAUGGAUGCGGGGUGAAUUUGAGACUCACACAUACUAAUAAUUAAUAAAAUAUGCAUGUUGAACGUUGUUGUAAUUUUAUAACUUUACUGUACACAUAACAGUGUUUUUUUUUUUGUUAUCCAAAAUGUAUGCUUAGCCUAUAAAUAGUUUUGCAAUUGAUUAGUUGGGAAUGUUGACCAUGGUUAAUGUCCAGUUUAUAGCUGUUUUUUUAUUGUGUGGUAUAUUUGCACUCCAAACUCUGUAAACCCAGUAAAGCCACCUCGUUGGGGUCUCAUGGUUUAGGCCCAAAAUAUUUAACUGAUAUGCUUCCAUAACAUAAGCCUUCUAGACCACUAAGAUACCAAGAGACCAAUCUGUUCAUUAUUCCCAGAGUAAACACGGAAAAUGGGAAAGCAGGAUUUAGUUACUAUGCAACAAAUAUCUGGAAUAAACUCCCUGAGGAUUUAAGACUUGCCCCAACUCUGAGCACCUUUAAAUAAUACUGAAGACUUUUAUGUUUGCUUUAGCUUUCUGCUAAAUCGUAAAUACAUUGCACUUUCUAAAAAGCUUUUUUAACUUUGCCUUAAUUUUCUAUUUUUAUACUAAAAUGCCUUUUUAACUUUCUAUUUUACUCAUUUCUUUGCAUGUUUUCUUUUACAUAUCUAUUUUAUUUUAUUGUAUGACAAUGUUUAUAUGUUAAGCACUUUGAGUCUGCCUUGUGUAUGAAAAGUGCUACAUAAAUAAAGUUGCCUUGCCUUGCCUUGCCUUAUGGCAGGGAACAUUGCUUCAGUGAAUAAACAUAACGUCAAUAAAACUUUGAUAGCCUUCAUUAACUUGUCCUUGAAUCGAUUUCUGC
Messenger RNA from Gadus chalcogrammus (walleye pollock), 2818 nucleotides. RefSeq lists its product as uncharacterized. NCBI's taxonomy places the organism in Eukaryota, Metazoa, Chordata, Actinopteri, Gadiformes, Gadidae. Bases 326 to 1000 code for a protein of 224 amino acids. The record is from RefSeq and is a predicted model, not a curated record. The transcript is spliced from 10 exons.